CCGGAGGCGGAUGUGAGGUUUGAAAUACUCCAGCUCCGGGACCGCGUUGGAUGCUUGGUUGAUACAGAGAUGAGCGGUGACAACGUGAAGUUGUUUGUGGGCAACCUUCCUUUAGAUGCAACUCACGACGAGCUAAACAAGCUCUUUGCACCGUAUGGAGAAAUCAACACCUGCUCACUACUCAGACAGUAUGCCUUUGUUACCCUGAAGGGAGAGGGGGCAGCAGACAGGGCUAUACGGCAUCUUGAUGGCAAAGAGUACAGAGGCAGGCCCCUGGUGGUCGAGGAAUCCCGUGCACGGCCACCCAACUCCACUAAAGUAUUUGUGGGGAAUCUCAGUGCUACAUGUUCAGCAGAUGACUUGCACGGGCUGUUCUCAACUUUCGGAAGAGUUUUAGACUGUGAUAAAGUCAAAGCCAGAUUAUGCUCAAAUGUUGGCUACGCCUUUGUGCAUAUGGAGAGGAAGGAGGAAGCCAUGGCAGCUAUUGAUGCUCUCAACGGGACCAUGUUCAAGGGCCGUCAGUUGGCUGUGGAGCUGUCCAAAGCCCAACCUUUGAUCAACCAGAUUGUAACAGCCGGAAAUUCAGGCAACCCUGCAGGUGGCAGAGAGGGUCUUCUUCCCCGACCACCGCCAUCACUAGAGCAUCACCAGAGUCAAGCAGCUGUGCUAGCAGCAGCUGCAGCAGCUGCUGCAGGACUACCCAUACAAGUUCAACAAAGUGUCCAUAAUUCAUUCUACAACACCACAUCCUUUGACCCCACCUACGCUGCUCUGAAGGGCAUUACAAGUGCUAAAGGUGCAGACGGGGUGAUAUACGGUGCUCUUGCCAGCCAGGUGUAUGGAUCCGUUGCUGACCAGGUGUACCACGACCUGGCCAAUCACAAUUCUGGACCCAGUGCUGCUGCUGCUGCUGCUGCUGCUGCUGUUGAAGAAGUUGAACCACAGACUGGACCAGAUCCAACCACGCUUUUUGAGGCAGCAAGAGCCAAGUUCUUUCAGGAGGGACAGAAGGUUCUGGCAGAGCAACAGGCAGGUAGAAAGGCAGCAUCAUCAGAAAAUGAGCGGGACCGCAGCCCAAUCAGAGGAAAUCGAGCCCCCCUCCUCCCCGACCCUGUUCCAGGUUCCUUCGCUCAGAUACGACCCAAACGACGCGCCCUGCUGCCGACACCACCUGGAGCUCCUGAAGAACCAGCAGCUGCCACUACCACUCCUGAAGGGUCAGAUCCUGUUGCUAGGUCUUACACAGAGUACUACCAGCAAAUGCAUCAAUACCAACAGUAUCAACAGUACCAACAACAGUACCAGUACCUCCAGUAUGCCUACACCAAUCCUCCUCCGCCACCUCCUCCGCCUCCACCAGCCACCACACAGGCCUCCACCACAGCCCCUGCACCCCCAGGGACAUACACAGCACCCCCAACAUAUGCCGCAUCGGGACCCUACGCAGCACCAGGAACAUACGGCGCUUCGGGAAGUUAUGACGCCUCAUCAGGGAGCUACGACGCUUCAUCUGGGAACUACGAUGCCUCGUCGGGAAGCUACGAUGCCUCGACGGGCUAUGAUGCAUCUGGAGGCUACGGAGCAUAUGAUUCAUCGGGAGCUUACGCAGCAGCAGCGGGAAGCUACUCCACAUCCACACCGUAUGAGCAGACACCCGCACACGGGCAACCCAUGCCCCAGCGCCAUGAUUACCCUUACCACACGCCAGAACCCCCUUAUCGAUAGUCCCAUUCCCCACACACUCCUUCCAAACUGCAGAUGUGUGUGUGUUUGUGGUUGUGCGUGCGUGUGUGUGUGUGUGCAUGCGCGCGUGCGUGUGUAUUUACAUAAGGGACAGUUUAAAGAGGAAAAUUGGAGAGGGAGCAAGGCUGUAAUUUGAAUGUGGGAAUCUGCUUUAAAUCUGAAGCAUCUCCCCUUUUGUACAUUUUAACCUAGUCUGUAACUAGCUUGCCUGUCAGCUAAUGGACUUUAAGUGGGUGACUAUCUGAGUUAACAAGUGGACACAGGUGGACAUGAGUGGGACAGCUAAUAUCGGAAUAUUCAGUUUUCGGUUAGAUGUUAUAGAGGCACAGCUGGAUCCUUGUUGAAUGUUACGGAAGUUUAAAUGUUUCUUUGGACAAAAUUAGACUCAGAGGACAGGGUUGGAUACAGAGAAGCUUUUUGUUUGGUGAUGGAUCAAGGCCUCUUACGUACUCCACAUAAAAACAUGGAGGUUCCCUUGCAAUGUUGCAUAGUAAAAUGUGCAGUCCAACAUUGAUACUAAAUUUAAACUGCAUCAUCACAUUUUAUGUGGGCACAAGACUAAAAAUACCGCUCAAUAACUAAAUAACUAGUUGAGAGGUUAUUUAAACAGAUGAACUCUUGCCCUGGCAAAAUGAGAAAAUUAUCCAUCUUUCACUCUUGACUUGUUCACAGGAUACAGAAAAACGUCCUCUUGUCAGAACUUUUCUUUCUUUGUGCGAUGACCAAUUUCAAAUAUACAUUCGAGCCCACACACUUGUGUUGUUGUAGGAUCACCCUUUGUGGAGUAUGUAACAAGCCUUAGUUGGAACUCUGUCACAUCGAUCCUCUUCUAUUCAACAGCCUGUUUGUCCAGACAUUUAACUGCAGACAUUUCAGCAGUGCAUCAGGCUGAUUUUGUUGCCAUUUUUGCUGAAGACCCUUCACCUGGAUGAUGAAUGAGAAUGUGUGUUAAUUGACUGGAUUGUCUUAUGACUAUGUCACUGAGCUAACAGGUCUUUAAAGCUAAUGAAGCAAUUCACACUCAUAUUGGUGUUGUAUCAUUUUUUGACCCUUUCAGCUUUUUGGGUCAUGGAAAUCUUUGAUGUGGCAAAAAUCACAAAUCGAUUAGUUGGAAUUGUAGACAAAUCAGAUUAUGUUGCAGCCCACUUAAGUUUGUAUCAAAAUGUGAUUUUGUGGUUGCCUGCUGGCAUAAAAGGUUUUCUUGAGCCUGCCUGUUUUUGGUGUGUGCCUCCACAGUAAAUUUCUGGUACACACAGGCAUCUUGUUUGAUUGGGAUUUAGUUUAACUUAAGAUAGAUAUUACCAGUCCAUGACUGUGCAUGCUGAAGUUUUAUACUUAGGAGGGAUAGCCAAGAACUUUUGAAAUGACUUUGAUAACAACAGGGUAAAAACACUGAAUGGAUAUUUUCAGCAAUUGAAUUGAAGUAGGUUACUUGGAUGUUCUCUUGGAGCAGUUUGAUAUAAUUUACCUUGCUUGUUUUUUUCUCGUUCAGGCUCUUGAAGUUGGCACAAACACAAGUACCACUCUGACGAGUUUAAUAUGUCCUGUCAGAGUUUUUGGUCCAAGGUCAGUGUUUGCCUCUCAAACAUGAGAAAGGAAUCAAAGCAAUUUUGUAAUCAUUCACAUUCAUUUGUGUCUAUUUCAGUUUUGUGUUGAAUUGCUGUUAGAUCAUCUUGUGCGAAAACCAAGUUAAAUGGUUUUUAAUACUUGGUUGAAACCAAGAACCCAGCCUGAAGAAGAGGACUUGUGUCGUUGUUGGUUUUGUAUGUACAUAUUUGAAUUUAUAAAAGCCAGAGGAAUCGCAGCAAAUAUUGUUUGGCUAAUGACGUUCAAAGAAUCUGAGCUUUAGGGAUACUUCAUUUUCCAAUUGGUUUUUGAUUUUCUAUUGUUAGUUUUGUUCCAGUUGCGGCUGCUUUUGUGCUUCAGCACAUUUUGGAAAUCACUGGCGAUCUAGAGGGAAAGUUGAGCUAAUUUUCAUACUAGAAAAUGUAAAAAUUGGUACUUCUGUAAAUACUUGAAACCUUAUUUUAAACUGAAAAAGUAAUGUCAACCAACAUUUGGUAAGAACAUUGACUGUUAAUAUUAAGAUGAAGUGAUUGUUUCUUCCUGAACAGCGGAAGAUAGCGAGUAUGGACGAGAUGAAAUGGGACUAUUGAGCUGUUCUAACCAGGCUGUAAAAAAAAAAAAAAAAAGGCAGACACUUUUGAAUUGCUGAAAAGAAGUACUGUCAUGUGAGUGUUUUGAGCCACUGUGGCAAAGGGUAUGAACUGAACACGCUGGAUACAAGCUGAAGUACAGAUUCUAGAAAUAAAAAAUAAAAAAAAAAAGAAAGGAAAAAAGAGAAAUCAUUCGAGCUGAGAGUGGGUACAAGUGCAUCUUUCCUAAAUGCAGUGCAGUGGUGUGUUGGUGAUGUUGUGUAGCAUAGGGUUAUUGACUGAGUGGACAUGAGGUGACAGUCUUGGUGCUGCAGUUGAACAUGAAGGUUGUUUUGGAUAUAGUAAAGGCCGCUGAUUUUUAUUUUUUAUUUUUUUUGUUUGUUUUGUUUUUUUCCCCGAGCAGCAGUGAGAAGGGCUGGUGACUUUUCCUUUUCCCUCUUCUGAUCUCAACAGAAACACAGUUCAUUUUGACACAUGGCUAGGAUCACUUGCUUUCUCUGCAUUCAUAUCACACCUAGACAGCUGUCCGAUCCCACACUUAUACCUAUAUGUAUUUUGCAUUUUACUCAUGUAAAGCAGACUACAUGUGCAAAUGAUACUAAUGCACACCUGAUUCCACCUGAAUUUUAUAUGACUUACAGUAGUUGUUCCGUUCGUGAUUGAACCACACACCAGUUACUCAUCCUAUUUCUUAUUCGCCACCUGCAUUGGUAGUGCUGUGCUAGGUUUAAGUGACACAUAGCCUCUCUACUUUUCCACAUUAUUCCACCUUCUCCAUGUGAUCUGUUAGUUGCAUGCCUUGUUGUUGCUGCUGCUCCAGCCACCUUCUUCCUCUUGCUGAUUAUUGCAGCUAGAGUGGGAGGGAGCCAAACUGAGCCCUUGCCCUGGACGUACGCCACACGCAGCUGUAGCGUGGGAUGGGGAAAACAGCAGCGUUAGGCCUGAAACUGCUGUGGACGAUGGGGUGUCCCCCCACUAAGGUAAACACUCAGACCACACACUCCUGCCCCGCCCCGAAACACGCGUUUACACUCACAAACACACUCAUACACACAUACAGAUACACCUUUGGCCAUACCUUCUAUUCCUCACCUGUCGUCAGGGAUUUUUUUUUGUCAGGAUUUCAGAUUUUUUGGAAAUGGAUCUCUCAUCUAUUUUUAAAGGGAGAUUACCUUUUUUUUCAUGCUUUCGAUUUUCCUGAUCAUAUCCCUACACCCCCACCCCACCCCUCAUCCCCCCAAGUAUACUCUGCUCAUACAUUCCAGUUCCCAACAUACUGACUGCUCACACACCCAUCUUUUGAGGACAUGUACACCAUCAUUUAGUCUAAAACUGAACCCUUUCUGAAGCAGGCACAUUGUUGUUAGUACAUCCCGUAUCUAACAGCCUGUCACUCAAGAGUACCAGGCAAUCACAGCCAGAGCUGGACGUGGGACAUUUAGGUAGGAUGCGUUGUUUUAGUUUUUGUAAAUGUGCCCCUGGGGCCACUUUGGGGUUAAGUGCCUUGCUUAAGAGCACAUCUGUAGGCCCUCCAUUUCAGAGUUGAAUAACCUGGCUCAGGAUCGGUUGCUGGUUCAACGCUCGACUCCCCCUCUCCCCCCAAACAGCGAUUUUUGAUGCCACAUUCAACUUGUAUGAAUGACAAUGAACACAAAUAUUAUCAUUUUGUUUUAAAUUACAUUUUGUCCUAUGUUCUUUGAAAUGUUUAAUUAUCAAUAAAUGAAUUUCAACUGAA
Seriola aureovittata is the source of this 5634-nucleotide messenger RNA. RefSeq names its product RNA-binding protein 4B-like. The coding region runs from base 70 to 1725 and encodes 551 amino acids. The transcript has 8 exons. Gene Ontology annotation, cellular component: cytosol. Gene Ontology annotation, molecular function: mRNA binding. The record is from RefSeq and is a predicted model, not a curated record. Lineage: Eukaryota; Metazoa; Chordata; Actinopteri; Carangiformes; Carangidae.